AUGGCACAUGCUUCGGUUGUACCAAGUCUCAGUCAGACAAACAUCGAAAUGUUAGGCUCGGAAAUCUUGCUGAUUAUCUUCGAGAAGCUUUCUGAUUCCUCGCCCGAAUUUUUGCAAGGCUUAAGACCUGUAUCACACACUUUCAACUGCUUCGUAACUGCCAUUCGAUACCGAACCAUCACAAUAUUGCAGAAACUGCUCGACCAUAACACAAAUGGUGUCAAUACUGCUUGGCAAAACAUGCACCACCAUACAAGGCAUGUCAACAUCAAGACCAAAUUCAACUGGAAUGUCGUUGUUCAGUUGCUGUCUGGCUGUAACCGACUACAAUCCAUGACCUGGUCGGUCAUGCCCGAUAACUUCUCAAACGGGUUUCCCAACAUUCUCAGACAAGAAAUCCAAGACUACUGGCCCCAAAUACGCUUCAGCAUUGCGAGAAUCGAUUGUCCAUUGAAUCAUAUAGCUACCUACCCGGGGAAGAACUUUCUAGCUUUUAACAUUGUGGACGUUCUUGUUGAGAAUAUUAAUGAUCCAUCGCUUACUGAGCCGUUGCAAGCUCCCCUAGUCGCAUCCAAAACCUGGAAACGCACCGAAUUACUUCAAUACGUCGUCCAUUUGUGUCGCAUGUUGGCAGACUUCCAGCCGUUCGAAAACUUGUCCUAG
Messenger RNA from Cadophora gregata, 663 nucleotides. RefSeq lists its product as uncharacterized. The record is from RefSeq and is a predicted model, not a curated record. Bases 1 to 663 code for a protein of 220 amino acids. Lineage: Eukaryota; Fungi; Ascomycota; Leotiomycetes; Helotiales; Ploettnerulaceae. The transcript has 3 exons.